Molecule: messenger RNA, 363 nt
Organism: Ectocarpus siliculosus
Lineage: Eukaryota; Phaeophyceae; Ectocarpales; Ectocarpaceae
Source: the annotation of a GenBank genome assembly
AUGCGCGAGUGGAACGAGGCGCACCUGGCUCUGAAGCGGACGCGUAAGCAAGGACGGGCCAAGGUCUCCCUCAUCCAGAGCAAGGUCAAGAGCAAGGACGGCACCAUUACGUACCCUCUGGUUCCUGGAUGCAGUUUCCCUACUGCAAACAGGUGGCACUUGAAGCUGGACGCGGUUAACGUCUGCCACGACACCACAUGCUGUGACGAAUCAACCCCGUGGGACGAGGCCACGGAAAAACACCCCGCCCCCAACACCCCUAAACCCAAGAGGGUCCGCAAGAAGUCCAGCAACGCCAAACGGGUGGCGGGUGCGGGCGGUAAAAGGGGAGGGGAGGGGAAGGUGGAAGGAUGCUCCGGCUGA